Molecule: messenger RNA, 1947 nt
Organism: Fusarium redolens
Lineage: Eukaryota; Fungi; Ascomycota; Sordariomycetes; Hypocreales; Nectriaceae
Exons: 3
Coding region: 1-1947 (648 amino acids)
Source: RefSeq, a predicted model, not a curated record
AUGUUGGUCCAGCUGAGACGGCUUGGACAUGUGCCUUUUGAGAGUUCUGCUGAGGGCCAUGGCAACCCGAAUGAGUUGUAUCAAACACCAUCAACCCUCGGUCAACCAACACCACCUCGUCGAGCCAACCUCAUCCUACAGCCAAGAUCGCUGCAAGAGAUCAACAAGCAUCACAUGGCCAUCAAGCAGCUCGUCAGCAUCGCCGAGAUGAGCGUUCGGGCUCGAGACCAAGUACCCGAGGAGCGACGCAGGUUGCUUAAGGCUUGGCUCGGCGACGUCGGCAGGUUGAUCUGGUGCUUGAUCCGACGGCGGGAGUUUUGGAGUUUCUGCUUCCUCGCCGGUCUUGGCCUGUGCAUUUCCAUCUCCCUCCUCUCCAACAUGCCUCUCAUCCUACGACCGUCUCGUCGAACGCUCCUCGACAGCGCCCAGGCGCCGGCACAUCCUCAGUCAGACUACCGCGUCGUCCGCUUUACACUCCGUCUUCCCAACGGCCAGGCCGGCGCAGACCAACAGCCAGUAGAGCUGUGCUUUCACAGCAACUUCAGUGCGUCGCCUCUGCGUCCUAUCCUGCUGCACUUCGAUCAGUCCAACAUCACGCCCUAUACCCGGUCCUCUGGGCGAGACGCUGCUGCGGCCGUUGAUCUUGGCUUGGUCCAUGUCUCCCCUGAUGAUCCGCACUUUAUGGAACUGCUCCAAGAGCAGAUCCAGCGUGAGAUUGGAGAGUACCAAGAGCGCUGUAGGGCUGAGGUUCGGAGAUGCUGCGACCAACGCCACCGCUCGCUGCUCCGACUGCUCCAGAAUUUCGAGGCCUGCACAGAUCUUGAAUCCUAUGUCAUCACCAGGAUCAAUGACGAGGAUAUAGGCUGGUGGUUGGCUACCAACAAAAGCGACCAUAGAGGACUGAGGAUGUUCGGAGACGUCGAGUUCUGCGGCAUAAGCAUCAAGCAUACACGCCAGCUGUACAUCAGGGCGCUGGAAUUGAACCGUCUUGUCGGCUACCAGUUUCAAGACUUGAGUCCGGAUCUUUUCAGGUGGUGGAUGGAUCGUAUGGUGCGUUCCUUGAGGAUGAUUAUGGGCAGCUCGCAUAGUGCGGCGUGGACGCCAGCAGAUGACAUGUUCAUUGCCCAAGGCAAUGUAAGCAGGUGGGUGCUCAGACAGUCUCUGCCACCGAAAAUACCACCAGGCAUCACCUCCAUUCUCAGGUCCUAUACCUUUUGGUUGACUCACCAUCGGGACCAUCACUUCUCGUCAACUUGCCAGAUCCUCCGCGACUGCUCGUCAGCACCGCCAUUCCCCAAGCUCCAACAUCCAAGCUGCUCUCGGCAUGACACGUUGGAGGAUACGAUGAAGCACCUCAACUCAUGGGCUCAAGAGGCGCGAAGUCGAAACCGGAACGACGAGGAUAUACUCGGCAACAUCAGAUGGCCUGGGGUUCUGGAUCUGCCGAGGAAUGUGGCACAGCUCGUCGACGCCGUGGAGCAGUCGAUUCAGCUUGCCGAGUCCAUGGAGCGCAUGCCGGUCAUAACGACAGUGUCAUUCAAAGGCUGGCUGAAAAGAACAAGAAGCUCUUUCUACCUGUGGCCGAAAAAGCACGAGCCCCAAGACCCGAGCAACAAGACGGCGAGGGCGAGGGAGCUGCUCGAUACUCGACUCCGACGGAUGCUCCAUGACGUUUCGCAGGACUUGCGUCUCAUGCACAGCAUCUGCGACGACUGGAAUGCCUUGACCGACUUUAUCGACUCGCUGCAUUCGCAGACCAACUGGAUCAUCAACGAGGACGGGCCGUUUGUUGAGCUGUUGCAGAUGCCGCCCCCGAGUAAGCAGAGCGCGUAUUUGGCUGGCCUGACGGAGGAAUUAUCUACAAGGCUUGAAAAGAGCAAGGAGUUCUGGAGUGAGUGGUAUUGGUGGAAGAAUGGAGAGAAGAACAGGAGUGAGGAUGGUGUUUAG